Messenger RNA from Scomber scombrus (Atlantic mackerel), 999 nucleotides. Its product is annotated as G protein-activated inward rectifier potassium channel 4-like. Gene Ontology annotation, molecular function: inward rectifier potassium channel activity. Gene Ontology annotation, cellular component: plasma membrane. The record is from RefSeq and is a predicted model, not a curated record. Gene Ontology annotation, biological process: regulation of monoatomic ion transmembrane transport; potassium ion import across plasma membrane. The annotation marks the transcript as partial. NCBI's taxonomy places the organism in Eukaryota, Metazoa, Chordata, Actinopteri, Scombriformes, Scombridae. The transcript has 3 exons.
AGAAGGAAGCGGCAGCGUUAUGUCACCAAGGAUGGCAAGUGCAGGGUAAAUCUGGGACCUAUUUCAGAGAAGAGUCGCUUCCUCUCAGAUAUCUUCACCACACUGGUUGACCUCAAGUUUUGCUGGUUCCUUCUCGUCUUCACCAUGUGCUAUAUUCUAACGUGGGUGGCCUUUGGUGGGAUCUACUUCUUAGGUGCCUGGUUGCGUGACGACAUCGUGCACGUCCAUGACCAACAAUGGCAUCCAUGCUUUGAAAAUGUCGACGGUUUUCUAUCAGCCCUGCUGCUGUCUUUAGAGAGUCAGAGGACUAUUGGGUAUGGCUCCAGGAUGGUGACGGCUAACUGCCCUGAAGGUGUUGUCCUCCUGAUGAUCCAGUCCAUCCUUGGCUCCAUUAUCGAUGCUCUGAUGGUGGGCUGCAUGUUUGUCAAAAUCUCCCGUCCACAGCAGAGAGCCCAGACGUUGAUCUUCAGCAAGCACUGCGUCAUAUGUGAGCGUGACGAGAAGCUGUGCAUGCUCUUCCGCAUCGGCGACCUGAGGGCGAGUCACAUGGUGGACGCCAAGAUCAGAGCCAAGCUGAUCAAGUCCAGGCAGACCAAGGAGGGCGAGUUCAUCCCGCUGGAGCAGUCGGAGAUCAAUCUGGGCUACGACACCGGAGGAGACAGGCUCCUUCUGGUGGAACCUCAGACUAUUACCCACGUCAUCAAUGAAAACAGCCCGUUUUGGGAGGUGGGGCCCGAGCGUUUGAAGAGGGAGUCGUUUGAGAUCAUUGUCAUCCUGGAGGGCAUCGUGGAAGCAUCUGGAAUGACAUGCCAAGCUAGAACGUCCUACAUAGAGGAGGAGAUCCUGUGGGGUCACCGAUUUGAGUCGUGCAUUUCCUUGGAGAAAGGGGCGUUUCGUGUGGACUACAGCGCAUUUGACAAAACCUUUGAAGUCCAAAUGUCCCAACUGAGUGGAAAACAGAGAAGCACAGCAAAGGAAAAAGAAAUUACAUCGGCUUAA